AUGCUAGUAGCAGUCACUGUUGAUCAUACCCGGAUUGACAUCCUCGCUGAUCAUCCCCCUGUCCUCAGUGACGAAGGAUGUAGCCGAAUCGCUUCGAUAUUUCUCGUCAACGUCCUCAAAUGCCGUCAAGACGCCAAGCCUAUGGUUUUCGUGUUCAUCACUCACGAGAACUUUGAUUUCUGGUCUCCUCUCGACGCCAAAAUCAAGCCGAAAACUACGAACAACCCCAUGGGAGCUUGGAUCGUUAACUCUCCAGCGCCCUGCAGCCUGAACUUGGGCAUAUGUUGUAUGGCAAUGUAA
Messenger RNA from Glarea lozoyensis ATCC 20868, 300 nucleotides. RefSeq lists its product as uncharacterized. The transcript is spliced from 2 exons. The coding region runs from base 1 to 300 and encodes 99 amino acids. The record is from RefSeq and is a predicted model, not a curated record. Lineage: Eukaryota; Fungi; Ascomycota; Leotiomycetes; Helotiales; Helotiaceae.